GAAAGCCCAACGAUCUCCCCGUCCUCCUUCCCCAUUGACUAGCUCCAUGACCUCUGCGACAAAUUAAAUUGUUCUGCGCACGCCGGCGAAUGGCUUCGCCGUCGAUGGCUUCGUCGUUUUUCAACGGCGAGAGAGCCAUCGUGCUUGUGUUCAUCUUUCUCGUUCACUUCUCCACGCCUCUCCCUCUCCUUCGUGAGGGUUUCGCUCUCUCCCUCCUUGCCCUCGCCGCCCUCGCCGUCGAGAUCUCCGCCGACGACUACGACUCCCUCGCUAUGUUCAAGACCAGACCAGGUUCUUCAUCAGGCAUACUGCUGGGAGCUGUUACACUGCCUGCCCUCAUGAUCACAAGGUUGAUACAGCUGUUGAGGGCAUUCUCAUCGCAUGGAAUCGGCAUUGAAGAGUUUGAAUAUCUGAAGAUGCAAUAUUGGGCCACGUUUUUCUGCUGCUUCAGCGUGAUUCUUUUCCUUUGCCUAGUUAUAUGGUGUUCACCAUACAACGCUUGUUCCUCUUCCUUACAUAGCAUUUGGGAUUUGAAGAUUGGCUCAAUUCGCAUAAUUCUAUAUGCAGCACUGUGCUGUGUGUCUCUUGCUAUGAUAUCUUAUUACUACGGUGUGUUCAUGGCACUGAAGCCAUUGUGGUUGCUUUUCCAUGGAUUAGCAGCAGUAAAAUUGAUUCAGCAGCUUCUUAAAACAUUUCCAUCAUGUGCUUCCAUCGGGGAAGCACUUUUGGUGACUGGUGGUCUUGUUCUCUAUUUUGGCGACAUGUUAACAUUUACUAUUGCAAAGAUUCAUGGAUACUUGGUAUCAUCGGAGUUGGUUUUACUGCCUGGUAUUAAAAGAAACAAGAUAAGUACUAUUAUUCAGGGACUGCUACUUGGCCUCCUUCUUUUUCCAGUGGUCUUUAAAUUUGUGCUCCAAAUCUGGGAAUGGCUUAGAAGUUCAACCUACUCUGAAGAAAGGACAAACAAUGAGUUUGGAAAAUCUCUCAUCUUCUAUGCUACACUCACAUUUAUUGUAUUUGUGAUAAUUCCAUCUUGGAUGCAAUUUAUUCAAGAUUUUCAUGUCCAUCCAUACCUAUGGGUAUUUAUGUUUGUUUUCUCGGAACCACUAAAGAGAUUAACACUAUGUCUCUAUUGGAUGGGUGUUACUUACGCAUCAGUGAUGCGCUUCUACAAUAUAUCAAAAAAUAGUAAGAUAGAGAGGAUUCUGCUUCGAAAAUACUACCACCUCAUGGCUGUUUCAAUGUUUCUGCCUGCUCUUAUCUUCCAGCCAAAGUUUCUUGAUCUAGCAUUUGGUGCGGCCUUGGCAGUUUUCUUAGCAUUAGAAAGUAUUCGAGUUUGGAGAGUUUGGCCUUUGGGACAACUUGUACAUCAAUUUAUGAAUGCUUUUACAGAUCAUCGCGACUCUGAUCUUCUUAUUGUCAGCCAUUUUUCACUCUUAUUGGGAUGUGCACUUCCUAUCUGGAUGUCUUCUGGGUACAAUGAUCGACCGCUUGCCCCAUUUGCUGGGAUUUUAAGCCUUGGAAUUGGAGACACAAUGGCAUCAGUGGUUGGCCACAAAUAUGGUGUCCUCAGGUGGAGCAAAACUGGCAAGAAAACAAUUGAAGGUACUGCUGCUGGAAUAACAUCUGUCCUAGCAGCUUGCUCGGUUAUACUUCCACUUAUAGCAUCAACCAGUUAUAUACUUAGCCAGCACUGGAUUUCUCUUCUCCUGGCUGUAACUGUGAGUGGCUUGUUGGAGGCCUAUACAACACAACUUGAUAACGCCUUUAUUCCCCUGAUUUUCUACAGCCUUCUGUGUUUGUAGAUGCAUCUCCCAAUCUAGGCUUGUAAAAUACGCCAUAUACAUCAAUGUCAGAUGGCAAUAACCAAAUCCUUGUACAAUAGGCAUGACAUAUAUGUCUUUCCCGGAGAGCCUUUUGUGUAGAUACGAGUAACCAGUGGUUGAAGAAUGCAAGUAGCUUGUUGUAUGGCUUUAGAUUUAUGUUCUCAUACUGACUUAGCAGAGUAUGAAUACAAACAAUGCGCGAGAGAGAUGCAGAUUGUACGCAUUAAAAUGACAAAGAAAUUGGUGUAAUUCUUUUUACAUUUUAUUUAUGUAUGUAUACACAAAUUAAUUUUUUUUAUAGAAAAUCUCUCUCUCUCUCUC
This is a messenger RNA of Malania oleifera, 2147 nucleotides long. Its product is annotated as dolichol kinase EVAN. The coding region runs from base 90 to 1805 and encodes 571 amino acids. Gene Ontology annotation, molecular function: dolichol kinase activity. Gene Ontology annotation, biological process: dolichyl monophosphate biosynthetic process. Gene Ontology annotation, cellular component: endoplasmic reticulum membrane. Lineage: Eukaryota; Viridiplantae; Streptophyta; Magnoliopsida; Santalales; Ximeniaceae. The transcript is spliced from 14 exons. The record is from RefSeq and is a predicted model, not a curated record.